CUCCCGACAGGCUCCGCGCGCUUUACGCGCCAGCUUUGGCCUUGGCCACCGAGCAGCGGAAUCGGCGGCGGAGAAUGGAGAGUAGCGAGGAGGCAGCAGUCGAGAAGUGCCGCGUCCACUUGCGCCCCGGCACGCUGCGCGACGCCGCUCGCGCCACGCUGCAUCUUCUGCCUUGCGAGGUUCUAGUUAACCGGCCCGCCCCCGUGGACCGCUUCUUCACCCCAGCCAUUCGACAGGGUCCCGACGGACUCGAAGUGUCGUUUCGGGGCCGCAAACUACGAGGCGAGGAGGUGGUGGUGCCUCCUGGCCUCGUGGGAUACGUGAUGGCGAUGGAGGAGCAGGGAGAGGUGUCGAUGGAGAAGGACUUCUCGGAGGGUGACGAGCGAGAGGAGCAGGAGCGGGCAGAACCCCGCGAGGCGCUGGAGCGGGACUUCGACCAGUUUAUCGGAGCCAUCGCCAGUUUCAGCCGCUUCACGCUAUGGGGUCUGGAGACCAUUCCUGGUCCGGACGCCAAAGUGCGCGGGGCCCUAACCUGGCCCAGUCUGGCCGCAGCGAGAGCUAAUGAGCAUUCACUCUUCAUCUCUGUGCUGUGGAGGGUACUGAAAGGAACAGCUAUAAUCCACCUGGAGAAAAACUCAGGAACCAGGGAAGUGCAGAGAAAAUGACAAGAAAGGCAAGUGCCUGAUUUUCAUCAUUCCAGACCAUAUCUCCUGGGUAUGUGAGAAGGGAAGGCAGCCCCCACGUGUGGUCUGGGCCUCAGGAUGUCUGGAUUUGCAGUCAAGUCAGUCCCCCUAGCUGUGACCUGGGGAGCAUUGGCUGCUCCAGGACCAGGCUGGCCUGACUAGGUGUUGAUAAGAAGCAAGGAGAGGCACUAAUGUACUUCCCAGGUCAGAAGGCGGCCAUUCCACAGCAGGUAACUCACCUCUCCAGAGGCACUCUCCGACUGCUCUGUCCUCCUCUACCCUGCUGAUUACUGGGCACUAGCAGGCAGUUCCUAGGGAGCCCCUCAGGCUGUGCAAAAUCCUAUAUGGCUUCGUGUCUCUUGGCAGAGUCUUCAUUCUCUCCCUCAGGGUCCUGGGGUGUCCUUCAUUACCUCUAUAAGCCCUUCUUCACCCUCAGUCACAGCUAUGUAGGCUCACAGCCCUUUUUGCCUACCCCUCCCAAUCUUUAUCAGCUAGUCUUGCCCAAUCUUCUGUGACUUCCACCAAGCAGCCUGCUGGGGAGAGGGACAGAAAAGCUCCUGCUUUAGAGAAAGGAAGCCUGGAAGAGGAAGGGAGCACACCUGGGUCCCUACUUGACUUUGCUGGGCCUGCCAGUGCAUGUGGGAUCCUGCCACAUCAGCCUCCCCAGCUGCAAGGAGCUCCUGGCCCCUCCCCAGUGAACAUCCACCUGCCCUCAAGAACUGCCCGGAAUGGGCACUCCCAGUGCACCUGUCUGCUCCUGCUGGGCAGAAGUGAGCACAUCACAUUGGUGUCCUUGCCCACAUCCUAUCUCCAUGGAGGUCUGAGCUUCAAGGCUUGGAUUCAUUUUAAGUAUCCGCCCACAUAUCAGGCUGAGGGCUUCCUGAGAAUGUGACCCCAUCUUGGCAUCAUUCUAUUAAUAAAAUAACUCAAAUGGAUCAUGAC
Canis lupus familiaris (dog) is the source of this 1625-nucleotide messenger RNA. RefSeq names its product ribonuclease H2 subunit C (gene RNASEH2C). The transcript is spliced from 4 exons. The record is from RefSeq and is a predicted model, not a curated record. Gene Ontology annotation, cellular component: ribonuclease H2 complex. NCBI's taxonomy places the organism in Eukaryota, Metazoa, Chordata, Mammalia, Carnivora, Canidae. Bases 75 to 665 code for a protein of 196 amino acids. Gene Ontology annotation, biological process: RNA catabolic process.